AUGUCGGACUGGAAGUCGACGUUGUCGGCAUCGGAGCGUUAUGAAACCAUACAGAGGAUCCAGGCACAGAAGGGCAUUCCAAUGAACGAAGCGCUGCCACUUGAAGUCGCCGCUUACAACGAGAGCACGUCAAAAGAUCAAUACUUAUCAGCAUGUCUUGUGCCAACUGCAGCCUGUCCCGCCUCCCCCCCCUUCACACCGAAUGAGCCUCCACAAACUGGAUCAGGGACAAAUGGCAUCACGAUAGGCCGAUAUGACGAUUGUCGCCCCAUUGCCGAGGGUGUUACAUCCGAAGUCUACUGUACGCCGAGAAACACGGCCCUGAAGGUCAUCACGUUCCACACACCACCACAUGACCCUCAACGCGAGGCGGUCAUACUCGAAGCACUAAAAGGACGGCCCUCUAUCAUUCAGCUGGAAGCAACAUUCCGUGACCAGGAGCAGCGCUUCGUUCUCGAAUUCCCUUAUCUGCCCUUCACGCUGGGACACCUACUCGAGAAGGGUCCUCUCGAUGACGGUCAGCGAAACAGAAUUUUCAAAGACGUCUUGUUCGGGCUAAGGGAAAUUCACUCUAAUGGCAUCAUCCAUCGCGACAUCAAGUCCUCUGCGAUUCUGCUAGCGUCACCUUCAGGACCUGCGUACAUCUCAGAUUUUGGAACGGCAUGGUCACCAGAUCAUCGCUCCAAAGACGAGCCACCUGAUGGCAAGAUUCUCGACGUCGGCACAGGGCCUUAUCGAGCACCAGAGAUUCUUUUUGGGAACACGGCGUAUUCGACGGCAAUAGAUAUGUGGUCUCUUGGCGUUGUGAUAUCCGAAGCCAUCACCAACCCCCCAAGGCCCAUUUUCGAAUCGAGGCCUGCGCAUGAGGAUGGCAAUCAACUCGGCCUGAUCCUAAGCAUUUUCAAGACCCUGGGCACGCCAACGGCGGAUACCUGGCCCGAGGCCAAGGACUUCAAAGUGACCCCCUUUGAAAUGUGGACUGUCUUUCCAGGAACGAGAUGGCACGAUAUACUCCCGGACGUCGCCGAGGAAUGGACAGAAGUUGUGGCUGCGCUUGUGAGAUAUGACAGGAAACGAGCUACUGCUGAUCGGGUGGGUUUCUAA
This is a messenger RNA of Emericellopsis cladophorae, 1104 nucleotides long. RefSeq lists its product as uncharacterized. Gene Ontology annotation, molecular function: cyclin-dependent protein serine/threonine kinase activity; ATP binding. NCBI's taxonomy places the organism in Eukaryota, Fungi, Ascomycota, Sordariomycetes, Hypocreales, Bionectriaceae. Gene Ontology annotation, cellular component: cytoplasm; nucleus. Gene Ontology annotation, biological process: protein phosphorylation. The coding region runs from base 1 to 1104 and encodes 367 amino acids. The record is from RefSeq and is a predicted model, not a curated record. The transcript has 3 exons.